UACGUUAAGCCCAUGAACUUUGAGGAGGAAGUCCGCGCCCACAGAGACCUGGACGGCUUUCUGGCCCAGGCAAGCAUCCUUCUGGAUGAAAAAGCUGCCACUCUGGAUGAGGUGCUAAGGCGAAUGUUAACUCACGUUGUGGUCGAAGGCCGUGAGAGUUGGGAUGUGGAUGAGAUCAUGAACUCACUGUUCACAGACGCAGGAAGGAAAGAGAUCAAUGUUCAUCUUCUGUCAGAAACCAUUCAGGGUGUGACGGCAACUUCUACUGGCAUUCAUUACCAGCAGUCCUGGCUUUGUAUCCUCUCGAAUGUGAGGAAUCUGCAGAGACGUCAUGUCUGCAUCACCCGCCUGGAGAGGCCACAAAACUGGGGCGUCAACUGUUGUGAAGCUUGCUACGUCGUCCUUAUCCUCGCUCCACCUAGAACA
This is a messenger RNA of Neolamprologus brichardi, 426 nucleotides long. NCBI's taxonomy places the organism in Eukaryota, Metazoa, Chordata, Actinopteri, Cichliformes, Cichlidae. The record is from RefSeq and is a predicted model, not a curated record.